Ilex paraguariensis (yerba mate) is the source of this 324-nucleotide messenger RNA. The record is from the annotation of a GenBank genome assembly. NCBI's taxonomy places the organism in Eukaryota, Viridiplantae, Streptophyta, Magnoliopsida, Aquifoliales, Aquifoliaceae.
AUGACCGAAAUGACCGACCCGGCUGUGGUUGGUGGGUCAUCGUCUACUCCGAAUCCUCCUCCUUCAAAGAACGUUCCCGAGAAGUCCAGAGUUUGCGCUUUGAUGGAUAAGCCUAUGUUUCUCUUUUGGUGGUGCCAGGUUUUGGCUUCUCUAGAAAAAGCCAUAAAACUACGAGGAGAGAGAAAAUGGUUGUGGGGUUUGGGAGGGAAUGGAGGGGCAGAUGAGGGAGUUAGGGUUGAAGAGACCAACGAGGCGGCCAUUUUUGGAGCUCUCUGUAAUUGUUGCUCUCAGUCUCUGAGAUUGUAUGGAAGAUCAGAGAUGUAA